GAUAUCAACUGUUAGCUAGUCUAUGUAUUUUUCGUUUACUUCUCGGAGGGAUUUAACUUUGAGCAAGAGACCAUGCUUUGAGUUAUUCUCCAGCGCGUCGUUCUGUGGUUUGUCCCUCUCACGUCAGUUCAUGUCACAAUGUCACACCACAAAAGAGUACAAACCAAUCAGACGCGAGUAUUGCUAACACGUGAUUCCUCGUUUUGACUCGUGGUCUUUCUCAGUCGUGAGAUAUAGUGAGAGACAGAGCGUUUGAGAGAGAGACAUCACAACGAGUUGUGUAAUUUUAGGUAAGUUUUGGUCAUGACUGGAAGGGCCCGAGGGAGAGCAAGGGGGCGAGGAAGAAGCGAAGCCGCCCAGCCUGGAGGAGCCGAUGCGGCGCGAAGACCAGGAGAACCCCAGCCUGCCCCAGGCCGAGGGAGAUCAAGAGGACCUCCAGCAGGUGCUGUGGGGGUCGGACCACCGAAACCCCAGCCUCCUCCACAACAAGUAGCCCCACCGACUCAGCAAAUGGCGGCGAUGUCAGUGGAACCACGUGGGGCUGAACCCGAAGAGCGCAGAGAGAGGCGCGAAUACGGAUCCGAGCCUACAACCAGGAGAGACGGAUUCAACAAGGAAGGUUCUGUUGGGACCAAAGUAGGAAUAGUUUCCAACUAUUUUCGCUUGGAGACGAGACCCCAAGCCGCCAUUUAUCAGUAUAAUGUGUCCUUUAGUCCUGAAGUGGACUUCAAAAAAGCACGAUUUGCACUCAUCGGAGAGCAGAGAGAGCUCCUUGGGAAUAUUCGAGCGUUCGACGGAAUGGUGCUUUUCCUGCCAAAGAAGCUGCCGGAUCAAGUGACGAAGAUUAUGGCCGUGAGAACUCGCCGAGAGACCCCUGAUGAGCCUGUUGAAAUCACAAUAACUCUGACAAACGAGUUACCCGCUGAUAGUCCGACAUGUCUGCAUCUCUUCAACAUCAUCCUCAAGAGGAUUUUGAAGUACAUUGACAUGAAGCAAGUGGGAAGGAAUUAUUACUACAUCAAGAAUGCAAUUGCCAUCCCCAAGCACGGGCUUGAGCUGUGGCCAGGUUACACUACAUCCAUCCUGAAAUAUGAACACAGCAUCCUACUUGGUGCAGAUGUGUCACACAAAGUCCUCAGGAAGCAGACAGUGUUGGAUUUUCUUUAUGAACUCUACAACAAAAUGCAAGGACGUGGCAACUUCCACGAUGAGGCAGCCAAAAAGCUUGUAGGGGAAAUUGUGCUUACCAGGUACAACAACAAGACCUACAGGGUUGAUGAUAUUGACUGGAACAAGCGCCCUAACAGUACAUUUACCACACCAAAGGGCGAGAUUUCGUUCAAUGACUACUACAAGAAGAACUAUGACUUUACCAUAACAGACCAGGAGCAACCUCUCCUUUUCAGCAAGCCCAAGAAAGUUCCUGGUGGUCCCAAGGACAAGAGAAAGGGGGCUGAUGACCCCGUCCUUCUUUUACCUGAGCUGUGCUUCCUCACAGGUCUCUCGGAUGAUAUGCGAGCAGACUUCAGCGUGAUGAAGGAUCUGGCUGUACACACCAGAUUGGACCCCAAGGCCAGAAGCAAAGACCUGAAUAAGCUUAUCUCUGAGAUAAACAACAACCCAGAUGCAUCUGGUGAACUUUCAGGCUGGGGACUCAGGUUUGGAAGAAAUCUGCUUGACUUUGAUGGUAGAAUCCUGCCUGGUGAAAAGAUCUUCCAGAAAAACAAAGGAUCCAACUAUGAUCCCAAGUCUGCAGACUGGUCCCGUGAGAUUAGAGGUGCACCUCUUCACAGCACUGUUAAUCUUGAGAACUGGGUCAUUGUGCACACAAACAGAGACUCUGGUGUUGCUACUGACUUCCAGCAGACAUUGGCCAGAGUCUGUGGCCCUAUGGGCAUCAACACAACGAAACCAAGAAUGGUCCCACUGAAUGACGACAGAACAGACAGUUACUUAAAGGCUCUCAGCAAUGAGAUUCAGGCAGACUUCCCUCAGAUUGUAGUUACCAUUGUGCCCUCCAACCGCAAAGACAGAUAUGACUCAAUCAAGAAGCUGUGUUGUCUUGAGAAAGGAGUCCCAUCACAGGUUGUGGUUAGCCGUACCCUGUCCAAGAAGCAGAUGUUGAUGAGUGUGUGCACUAAGAUUGGUAUACAGCUGAACUGCAAGCUUGGUGGGGAAGCCUGGGCUGUCGACAUUCCUCUAAAGAACCUGAUGAUUGUGGGUAUUGACACUUACCAUGACUCAUCACAGAAGGGACGGUCAGUCGGAGGAUUUGUUGCUAGUCUCAAUAAGCCAUGCACAAGGUACUAUUCAAGAUGUACUUUCCAGCACAGUGGACAGGAGCUGGUAGAUGGCCUGAAGGUGUGCAUGACUGCUGCAUUGCGUCAGUGGCAGCAGAUCAAUGGCGUCCUUCCAGACAAGAUCAUAGUGUUCAGAGAUGGUGUAGGUGAUGGCCAGUUACGUGCUGUCAUUGAGCAUGAAGUUCCACAGAUUCUUUCUACCUUCAAGCAGUUCCAGGAUGGCUAUGAUCCAAAGUUUGGCUUUACUGUAGUGAAGAAGAGAAUCCAGACACGGCUGUUCAUGCGUGAGGCGCGAGACCCUGACAUGCGCAACCUAAUGAACCCACCCCCUGGCACAGUUGUUGACAAGGAAGUCACCCGAUCUGAAUGGUUUGACUUCUUUAUUGUGAGUCAAUCAGUGAGACAGGGAACAGUGUCCCCCACUCACUAUAAUGUCAUCCAUGAUACCACUGGACUGCGCCCAGACCAUUGGCAGCAGCUCUCCUACAAGCUCACUCAUCUCUACUACAACUGGCCGGGAACCGUGCGUGUACCAGCACCAUGCCAGUACGCCCACAAGCUGGCAUUCCUGGUGGGCCAGUCACUCCAUAAGGAGCCAAGCCUGAAGCUAGCAGACAAGCUUUAUUUCCUGUAAAGGCACUACUUAGUAGAGGUCCUCCCCAUCGCCACUUGUGUUGACCGUUGUUCCAUGGAGUCUUAUAUGGACUUCACUUUGUUGGAUACCACCACCAAGUAGUUGACAUUUGAAUGAGAUAUUCAUGCGUUCUUGACACUGUGACUUCUUACAAGAGGAGUAUGUUAAAUGAAGUCCCGAACUGUUUAGCCCAUAUCCCAUUUCUUAGAUCAUUUCAUCCGUUUUGCUCACAAUUUUCAACUUGAUUUUUUGAUACAUCCAAGAUGGAAGUCCGUUCUAAAGCAUUUAUAGGCACUGUUCAUCAGUGGUAAAUGGUAUAUUUUGCAAAUGAUUUCUUAAUAAAAAAAACAAACAACCCA
Molecule: messenger RNA, 3293 nt
Organism: Nematostella vectensis (starlet sea anemone)
Lineage: Eukaryota; Metazoa; Cnidaria; Anthozoa; Actiniaria; Edwardsiidae
Product: piwi-like protein 1
Exons: 19
Coding region: 304-2934 (876 amino acids)
Biological process (GO): regulatory ncRNA-mediated gene silencing
Cellular component (GO): P granule
Molecular function (GO): piRNA binding; protein binding
Source: RefSeq, a predicted model, not a curated record